UAAAUAUCUAAACCUUGAACCCCAUCCCUGUGGUGGUUACAGAAGAUAUUAGGAGAAAAAAGAUGGCCGUGGCAAUUCAGUGUUUAUCAUGUGCUCGUUUCGUCACAAUCGGAGGACCCCGCCGUUCCUCUCCUUUGCAACGCAAACCUCUUCUCUUCUCUCUUACUCUCCCCUCUCUCUCUCGUAACCCCUACUCCUCAAUUGCCUUCGCUUCUUCCAAAAAGAAAAACAAGAAUAAAUUAUCUCAUGUUACCGAGGGAAUUGGUGAGGAAGAUGAGGAUGCAUUUGAGUUACUCUUCAAGCAACUCGAAGAAGAUCUCAAAAACGACGGUUUAUCAAAAGAUGAUAGUGGUGAUGAUGAAAUAACCGAAGAAGACAUCGAUAUGCUUGAACGUGAGUUAGAAGAUGUGUUGGGGGAUUUUGAUGCUGAAUUGUUAAACACAGAUAUCAGCGACACACCACCGGAUAAUGAUGAUGCACAAAAAAACAGUACUGAUGGAAAGGAGAGUUUACUCAACCUUAGAACUUGGCAACUGAAUAAAUUGGCCAGAGCCUUGAAAACUGGCCGACGCAAAACAAGUAUUAAAAGUCUUGCUGCUGAGCUCUGUCUUGAUAGAGGUCUUGUUCUUGAUUUGCUUCGUAACCCUCCUCCAAAUCUUCUGAUGCUGAGCCUAUCGAUACCUGAUGAACCUACACCAUCAGCAAUAUUACUUGAAACUACGCCUGGAGAGACUCUUUAUAAAGAAACAAGCGAAGAUCAUGCAGAAUCUGGACCCAAGUCUAACUUACCUAUUCAUACCAUGCAGCAGAGUUGGUCUGCUAAAAAGAAAUUAAAAAAGGCUCAACUUGACACUUUGAAUAGAGUUUACAGGAGAUCAAAACGGCCCACUAAUGCAAUGAUUAGCAGUAUCGUGCAAGUCACGAACAUUCCGCGGAGAACGGUUAUUAAGUGGUUUGAAGACAAACGUAUUGAAGAGGGAGUUCCAGAACAACGUGUUCCUUACGAGCGCUCUGCUCAUGAAACUGGCUGAAGAUUUUAUGUUCUUGGAGUUAUUUUUUAUGAUGCAAGCUAUGUGAGAACUCAUAUAACUGUAUGGGAAAAAAUGUUUCUUUUCACCAGCCUUGGUUACGCUUUAGAGGUGAAUUAUAUAAGGAAGUUGAAGUACUAAUGACGUUGAUUAUUGGUUUGGUUGACACCGACUAUCAAAACUAGGGUGCGGUUCACUGAUACUAGAGUCUACAUUAGUUAAUCUGUUAUGUUGUUUCUGAAGUUAGUUAUUUAGUGUUCUAUACUCUAUAAAUAAGAAUACUCACUGUAUUUACAUUCUUUUAAUAAUCAACAAUGUUACCUUUUGGAUUUUAA
Messenger RNA from Cicer arietinum (chickpea), 1363 nucleotides. RefSeq names its product protein OVEREXPRESSOR OF CATIONIC PEROXIDASE 3. Gene Ontology annotation, cellular component: nucleus. Gene Ontology annotation, molecular function: DNA binding; DNA-binding transcription factor activity, RNA polymerase II-specific. Lineage: Eukaryota; Viridiplantae; Streptophyta; Magnoliopsida; Fabales; Fabaceae. The record is from RefSeq and is a predicted model, not a curated record. Gene Ontology annotation, biological process: regulation of transcription by RNA polymerase II.